Messenger RNA from Halichondria panicea, 19869 nucleotides. RefSeq lists its product as uncharacterized. The record is from RefSeq and is a predicted model, not a curated record. Lineage: Eukaryota; Metazoa; Porifera; Demospongiae; Suberitida; Halichondriidae. The coding region runs from base 87 to 19712 and encodes 6541 amino acids. The transcript is spliced from 96 exons.
CCACACACACCCACAAUUAGAUUGAUUGUGAAAAGAGACACCUAGAUCUAGCUAGUCUAGCCGUCAAGUUGCUUAGCACUAUAGCCAUGAAAUCACCAACAUUUAAACUGCUCCUAAUAGUGUUAUGGACUUGCACAGUGAACACCAAUCACGUCAAUGGUCAGUGCCCAAUACUUUCCGAUCCUGCCAAUGGCCGUGUUAUACAGCAGAGAGACUUGGCUACUUACAUCUGCAAUAUUGGGUUUACCCCAGAUGGUGAUGUGGAGAGGAGGUGUGAGGGGACUAGGUGGAGUGGGACUGCUCCAGAAUGCAAUUCAGUGAUUCUGAAUCAAUGUGAAAGUCUGGACCCACCCACAAAUGGACGUCUCUCUUUUAUUCCCGACACCUUCCCAACCUAUAACGCUGGGACAGUGGUCACAUACAUGUGCAAUGAAGGAUGGUACGUAAGUGGACCACGGACCAGGGAGUGUCAGUCCAAUGGUUUAUGGGAUGGAUCUCCCACCAAUUGUCUUCCUCUCCAGUGUUCCGGUCUGUCUGUUCCUGCCAAUGGUCUCAUCACGUAUACUACUGAAACCAUAGCUCCAUUCUCAUAUGGAACAUCUGCCUCGUACAGCUGUGACCCUGGGUUUGCUCUAGUAGGUAACAUGGUGAGGACUUGUGAGGGAGAUGACAGCCUCUCAGCUGGAAUAUGGAGUGGCAUUGCCGUCACCUGUGUGGCAAUCACCUGUUCUGCCCUAAGCUUGAUAGCAGAUGGCAGAAUAUCAUACAACCAGAGAGGGGCCCCAUUUCCGUUUGGCACCAGUGCGACCUACUUCUGUAAUGUGGGAUUCACUCUUAAGGGAGAUUCUAAUAGAGAGUGUGGGAGGUCGGGAGUUUGGAGUGGAUCUGAUCCUAUGUGCAUAGCUUCAACCUGCUCCAGUUUGGCUUCUCUUCUCAAUGGUGACAUCGCUUAUGCCCCUGACACCACUGCCCCAUUUGACCCUGAAACUACUGCCACCUACCGGUGCAAUAAUGGGUUUGGCCUUAGUGGUGGAGAUAGAGUCAGGACGUGCUCUAGUGCUCCUCUGGGGGUUGGAGUCUGGUCUGGAAUAGCCCUGACUUGUGAUGCACUGACAUGUUCUCGUCUCUCUACUCUGGAAAAUGGCAGAAUUUUGUUCACUCCUGAUAUCUUUCCUUAUACCAACUACAACACUGUGGCCACUUACACUUGUAACCCUGGGUUUGGGCUCACUGGAGGAGACCCGACCAGGACUUGUGGGGGAGAUGACUCCAGCAUCAGUGGGAUGUGGAGUGGAAUUGCCCCUGUCUGCAAUUCCAUCACUUGCAUAGCUCUAAACUCAAUCGAUAAUGGAAUGAUCAGCUACAGUCCAGACAUUACUGCUCCGUUUGACUUGGGAACAGCUGCUGUAUACACAUGCAACACUAGGUUCUUUCUUGAGGGUAACAUGAUGAGAUCGUGUGGUGGGAGUGAGGCCAGUAUUGUUGGAGCCUGGGAUGGAACUGAUCCGCGCUGUUCAGCCAUCACUUGUUCGAGAUUGACUGAUCCCUCUAAUGGAGUCAUCACCUACACCACUGACACUACUGCUCCGUUUAACUACCAAACUACUGCCACCUAUAGCUGUGACAAUGGUUUUAGACUGUCUGCUGUUGGAAACACUAUUAGAAAUUGUGUUGGGUCAACUGCUGGUCCUGGAGAAUGGAGUGGAGCUGCUCCUUUUUGUGAAGCUGUGAUAUGUGAUCCCCUAUCCAACCCGACCAAUGGACUCAUCACAUACUCUCCUGACACCACACCCCCAUAUGAGUUCGAGACCAUGGCAAGCUAUCGCUGUAACGAAGGAUUUGGGCUGACAGUUGGAGACACAACAAGGAUUUGUGUCAACUCAGCAACUGUCAGUGAACAGUGGAGUGGGAUAGAACCUGAAUGUUCUGCUGUGUUUUGCACUCAACUUCUUAAUGUUGCCAAUGGAGCUAUCACAUACAGUACCGGUCUUGCCAUCUCAUUUGAGUAUGGUUCUACUGCUACCAUCACGUGCAAUGAAGGUUUUUUCCUGGAAGGAAAUAGUGAGAGGGUGUGUCAGGGAAAUGGGAUAGGCAUGGUGGGCAAUUGGAGUGGAUCACAGGCAGCAUGCUCAGCCAUCAUGUGUCCCUCCCUGCUAACCCCUGCUAACGGUGGUAUCAGCUACACUAGCGGUAGCUUAGGAUAUCUUACCAUGGCCACAUAUAUGUGUGACAUUGGUUACCGUCUAGUGGGAGACCGAUCAAGGACUUGUGUCGCCCAUACUUCAGGUGGUGGAGAGUGGACUGGACCUGAACCAACUUGCACAGAUCUCCUGUGCUCUGGUCUGUCCAUUCCUGCAAAUGGUUUCAUCAUGUAUACUACUGACACCACCGCUCCAUUCUCAUACGGAACGUCUGCCUCUUAUAGUUGUGACCCUGGAUUUGCUGUAGUAGGUAACAUGGUGAGGACUUGUGAGGGAGAUGACAGCCUCUCAGCUGGAUUGUGGAGUGGUAGCAAUGUCACUUGUGUGGCAAUCACCUGUUCUACGCUAAACUUCAUAGCUAAUGGUGUUAUAUCGUACAACCAAAGAGGGAUCCCACACCCCUUUGGUACCAGUGCAGUCUACUCGUGCAAUGAGGGGUUUUACCUUCAGGGACACUCUAGUAGAGAGUGUGGGGGUUCCAGUGUGUCAGGAAUUUGGAGUGGAUCUGCUCCUGUGUGCAUAGCUUCAACCUGCUCCAGUUUGACUGCUCCUCCCAAUAGUGAAAUUGCUUAUGCCCCUGACACCACUGCCCCAUUUGACUUUGAGACUGCUGCCACCUACCGGUGUAGUAAUGGGUUUGGUCUGAGUGGUGGAGAUAGAGUCAGGACAUGUUUGAGUGGUACUCUGGAGGGCGGAGUCUGGUCAGGAGUCAGCGCGACUUGUGAUAUGAUCAUUUGUCCUGCUCUGGCUGACGUGAGCAACAGUGAACUGUCGUAUGCUAUUCCUGACUCCUCUGGUGAGGUAGUGUAUAGCACAGUGGCCUCAUUCGUGUGUCUGGAUGGCUAUUACUUGGUUGGAAGUCAAACUAGAACAUGCACUGGGAAUGGGUUAACCAUAACUGGAACGUGGACUGGAAGCAAUCCAACUUGUGAAGCAAUUAAAUGUUCCAGUUUAACUGCUCCCACUAAUGGAGUCAUCACCUACUCAACUGACACUACUGCUCCAUUUGAUUUUGGUACCACAGCCACUUAUGUGUGUGACCUUGAAUUUGGGCUGUCCAGUGAAAACCGAGAAAGAAACUGUGGUGGAUCUAAUCGACUGGGAGAGUGGAGUGGAACUUCACCAACUUGUGAAACAAUCCAGUGCACCGAUCUUCCCCUUGUUCCCAAUGGAAUUAUCGACUAUGGACCCGACAACACUGUGGCUCAAUACUCUUGUGAUACUGGGUACUACUUGCAAGGCAAUGAUGCACGAUCAUGCGGUGGCAAUGGACUGAGUACAGUAGGAGUAUGGAGUGGUAGGGAUCCCAGCUGCCUAGCUGUUACUUGCCCAACGUUACCCAUUCCCAUUAACGGGCUCAUCAGUUUCUCUUUGGACACAAGUCCUCCCUACGAUUUCCAAACUGAUGCGAAUUACCAUUGCCGCACUGGAUAUGCACUGUCCGGUGGAGACAGAGUUAGAUCCUGUGUUGGUUCUAGUACAGGGCCUGGAGAAUGGAGUGGAGUUGCUUCAAUUUGUGGUGCGUUAACGUGCUCUGGUCUCUCUGUCCCUCAAAAUGGAAGAAUAUUUUUCACUCCCGACACCACCUCUCCUUACGACUACAAUAGUGUGGCAACCUACGCCUGUAACCCUGGGUUUGGGCUCACUGGAGGAGACCCGACCAGGACUUGUGGGGGAGAUGACUCCAGCACCAGUGGGGUGUGGAGUGGAACUGCUCCUGUCUGCAAUCCCAUCACUUGCAUACCUCUAAACUCAAUCGAUAAUGGAAUGAUCAGUUACAGUGGUCCAGACAUCACUGCUCCGUUUGACUUGGGAACAGCUGCUGUAUACACAUGCAACACUGGGUUCUUUCUUGAGGGUAACAUGAUGAGAUCGUGUGGUGGGAGUGAGGCCAGUAUUGUUGGAGCCUGGGAUGGAACCAAUCCACGCUGUUCAGCCAUCACUUGUUCAAUAUUGACUGAUCCUUCUAAUGGAGUCAUCACCUACACCACUGACACCACUGCUCCGUUUGACUACCAAACCACUGCCACCUACUCCUGUGACGCUGGCUUUAGACUGUCAAUUGGUUACACUGCUAGAAGUUGUGUUGGGUCAACUAAUGGUCCUGGAAUAUGGAGUGGAACUGCUCCAACUUGUGAAGUUUUGAUGUGCUCUCCCCUGCCUGAGCCGACCAAUGGUGCCAUUCGUUACGUCACAUCAGAAUCUGACUCCCCUCCCUAUGAGCUGGGCACUAUAGCUGAAUACACAUGUGACAUUGGCUAUGGGUUCCCAGUCAGUGGAGUAGUACCAGUGUCGGCCAUCUGUCAGAGUGAUGCUCAGAGUCUCAAUGGAGAGUGGAUCGGUGCUCAGUUAACUUGCUCACCAAUUCAGUGUAACGAGACUGACCUGCUUAUCAGUAAUGCAACUACAACCAUAUCUCCAGACAGCACUCCCCCAUAUGGCUACAAUAGUGUAGCAAUGUUCACCUGCAAUGAAGGCUAUUUUCUGUUUGGUGAUAUGAGUAGAACCUGCUUGGGAGAUGGAGUUACAGAUGGUGGUUUAUGGAGUGGAAGAAUGCCACUCUGUGAACUUGUGACGUGUCAGAGUUUGUCAAGUCCGAGCAAUGGCCAGAUUGACUACCAAGGUGACACUGCAGUUCCGUUUGACUACCAAACCACUGUCACAUACUCUUGUAAUAAUGGCUAUGGACUGUUUGGUGGAGAUAGAGUGAGAACAUGUGUCAGCUCAAGUGCAGGUCCUGGAGAAUGGAAUGGAAUUGCUCCAACUUGUGAAGGUGUUGUUUGCACUGCACUAACUGCUCCGGAUAAUUUUGGAAGAGUUUCCUACUCUCCGGACACGAGUGAACCAUAUAAUGUUAGGACCGUGGCCACUUACUCUUGCAAUACCAACUUUGGGUAUGGGCUCACUGGAUCUAGUACUAGAACUUGUGUGGAUGGAGAUAGACUGACCAUUGCGGGAGUGUGGAAUGGAGUCUCUCCAAGCUGCGACUAUAUUGUAUGCCCUGAUCUCCCUGAACUAACCAACGGAGUAAUUACAUUCCAGUAUCCUGCUCUAGCGACCUCCCUAGUUUUCGAAACACAAGCAUUCCACUCUUGUAACAAUGGUUACUAUCUCCAAGGAUCUGCUAUCAGAAACUGCACCAGUGACGGGGCAACUAGUGUUGGGGUCUGGGAUAGAAACGAGCCAAGCUGUCUAGAUAUCACUUGUACAAGCUUGACUGUACCAACUAACGGGUUCAUAACAUACGUAUCUGACACAACAUCUCCUUUUGACUAUCAAACCACUGCCACCUACGGUUGUGAUGCUGGCUUUGAACUGUCUGGUGGAGACAGAGUGAGAAAUUGUAUUGGCUCCAGUUUAGGUCCUGGAGAAUGGAGAGGAAUUGCUUCCAUUUGUGAAGGUGUCAUGUGCACCUCUUUGCCUGAUCCUGAUAAUGGCGAGAUCCAAUAUUCUCCCGAUACUACUGCUCCUUUUGAUUAUGAGACUAUAGCAACUUACAGCUGCAAUGAUGGGUUUGGAUCAGUGGGAGUAACUGAGAGACUCUGUGGAGGAGAUGACCCUAAUGCCGGGGAAUGGUCUGGUAAUGGAGCCACCUGUGACGAUGUGACCUGCUCGUCACUGAGUGCAAUCAACAAUGGACUAAUAGUGUACAGCAGUGCAGGGAGUCCAUACGCGUAUGGAACAACAGCCACUUACUUGUGCAAUGAAGGGUUAUUCUUGGAGGGCAAUGCAAUGAGAACUUGUGGGGGAGAUGUUACAAUCGGAUCUUGGGAUGGCACAAAUCCAGUUUGUUCAGGCAUCUUGUGUCCAACUCUACCCCCACUGGCAAACGGCACAAUAGAAUACAGUGAAUCAGCGACUUCACUGGGAUUCAUGGCCACUGCCACCUACAACUGUAACACAGGUUAUGCACUGUCUGGUGGAGACAGUGUGAGUACUUGUGGUGCCUCAAGCUCAGGUGCUGGGGAAUGGACUGGAAUCCCUCCAACCUGUGAACUGAUUAUGUGCUCAGCAUUACCAUCCGUUACUAAUGGAGAGAUUUUCUACUCCACUGACGUUAUUGCACCUCACGACUAUGGCACUGAUGCUACAACUGUGUGUAACCCUGGUUAUGGGUUAAGGGUAGGAGGAACGAGGUCCUGCUUUGGAGACGGGUCCAGUACCACUGGAUACUGGCUUGGAACGCCUUCAUUAUGUGAUCCUAUCAAAUGUUCUCAACUGGAUCCAAUAUCAAAUGGGAUGAUCUCGUAUAAUCCAGACAGUGUUGUUGGUUCCUAUGACCUGGCUACGAUUGCUACACACUCCUGCAAUGAAGGGUUCUAUCUAUCUGGAGCCAUUACUAGAGAGUGUACAGGAGACAUUUCCUCUUCAUUUGGAAGCUGGAAUGGGAGGAGUGCACCAACUUGCGUCGCUAUUGAAUGCCCCAGACUGACAGCUCCAACUAACGGAUUUGUUGACUACACUCCAACCUCUGACACUUUCCCAUUCGACUACCUCGCCACGGGUACAUUCCAAUGCAGAUUUGGAUACCGACUGGCUGGUGGGGAUACUGUCAGGACUUGUGUCGGUUCCAGUUUUGGACCUGGAGAAUGGACUGGAACAGAUCCUAUCUGUGAAGCGCUAAUGUGUCCGCAAUUGUCCAACCUUACCAACGGCCUGGUGAGUUUCUCCACAUUAGAGAUGGACUUCCCUCCGUUUGAGCUGGGUACAACAGCCACCUACAUGUGUAACUCUGGUUAUGGCCUAACUCCCAGUGGGGUGGACCCCAUUAGGCUGUGUGAGAGCGAUGAUGACAGUCUCAAUGGAGUGUGGACUGGACAGGAACUCUUCUGUUCAGCUGUCCUGUGUGAUGCACUGAGUCCACCAGGCAAUGCAAUCUUGAUCUAUGGACCUGACACUGCUGAACCGUAUGAUUUCGGCACUGUUGCUACACAUCAGUGCAUUGAUGGGUUUGAUCUGGUGGGAGAUGGAAUGAGAACAUGUGUCAGUGAUAGAUCUGGCACCAUUACUGGCAUAUGGAACAACUCUGCACCUGUAUGCUCUCCUAUCGUCUGCACUGCUCUGUCUGUUCCUGAUAAUGGACUUAUUUCAUACUCUCCUGACACCACCCCUCCCUUUGAUUACCUCACCACUGCCACCUAUGACUGCAAUACUGGGUUUGCACUCUCUGGUAGCAUUCCUCGUACCCUGGCUGUCUGUGAAGAUUUGAAUGGCGGAGAGUGGGUUGGAGGCAGAAAUACCUGUGAACCUAUCAUGUGCAGUGGUCUUCCAACUCCUAUUAAUGGAGUACUCAUCUACAACACCGACACCACCCUACCGUAUGAUUUUGGGACUGUGGCCACUUAUCAGUGCAACUUGGGCUAUGGUCUGAUUGUUGCUACUAAUACCAGAGCUUGUAAUGGUGACAGCUCGUCAACUGUUGGAGUCUGGGAUGGAGUGGAUCCUGGCUGCGACCGCAUCACGUGCUCCGUUCUACCUUUAAUCAGCAAUGGAGGGAUUUCUUACAGUACCGAGACCACUGCUCCAUAUGACUUCACCACGACUGCCACUUACUCCUGCAAUGACGGCUUCUUCCUUCAAGGCUCUGACCGUAGGGAGUGCACAGGAGAUUCAGCUGAUACUGUUGGCGAAUGGAGUGGCAGUGCACCAGUUUGCUCUGCCAUAACAUGCUCAAGCCUAACUCCACCCAUUAAUGGAAUGAUCACUUAUGCGUCUGAUACUACUGCUCCAUUUGACUACCAAACCACUGCCACCUACUCCUGUGAUAGUGGAUUGGGAUUGACUAGUGGAGACGUUGUGAGGAGUUGUGUUUUUUCCCGAACUAGCUCAAUAGGUGGAGACUGGAGUGGAACUGCUCCAACCUGUGAAGCUAUCACAUGUUCGCCGCUUACCUCUAUUGUAAAUGGACGCAUCAACUACUUCACGGACACAACUCCUCCACUUGAUUUCAAUACUGUGGCUUCUCAUUUGUGCGAUACUGGGUAUGGGAUAGAAGGAGAUGUAGACCGGAUUUGUAGUGGUGAUGGCUCCAGUCCUGUAGGAGUGUGGUCCAGCACUGCUACGACUUGUGGUGUUGUCAUGUGUCCCACACUUGAUACUCUCGACAAUGGUGUCAUCACUAUCAUCCCUCCUCCCGGUACCACUACCAGUGACUAUGGCUCGUUGGCCAAUCAUGCUUGUAUCACUGGCUACUAUCUCAGUGGGAAUCAGCAAAGGAAUUGCAUUGGAGGAGGAUCCAAUGGUGUGGUGGGAAUCUGGGAUGGAGCCCCGCCCUCCUGCGAACUGAUAGAGUGCUCCCAGCUAAAUGCUCCAGACAAUGGAUUCACAACAUUCUCUCUGGGUACUGCUGCACCAUAUAGCUUCACCACUACUGUCACCUACGGCUGUGUUAGUGGUUUUGGACUGUCUGGUGGAAACAGAAUGCGAACAUGUGUCAGCUCAAAUGCAGGUCCUGGAGAAUGGAGUGGAACUGCUCCAACUUGUGAAGUUCUAAUUUGCACUUCUCUGCCUACUCCUGAUAAUGGAAGAAUCAUCUACUCUAUUGACUCUACUUCACUGUAUGAGUUUGGCACUGUGGCCACCUAUGUUUGUGACUCUGGAUUUGGGCUGAGUGGGGGUGUGAUCAGUAGUACGUGUGGUGGAGAUGACUCAGAUCCAGUAGGAACUUGGAGUGGAACUGCUCCAUCUUGCCUUUCUAUCACCUGUACGUCACUGAGUUCCAUCAGCAAUGGAGUUCUUGUGUACGGUCCUGAUAGCACUAAUCCAUUCAACUUUGGAACUAUUGCCUCGUACACCUGUGAUGAUGGAUUCUACUUAACUAGUGGUAGUGACGUCAGAACUUGUGGUGGUGAUGGUCUAAACACAAUUGGAUCCUGGAAUGGAGCUGCUCCUGUUUGCCUAGCUAUUACUUGCACCAGUCUAAGUGCUCCUUCCAAUGGUGACAUUGUGUUUGCUACUGACACAACUGAACCAUUCAACUACCAAACCACAGCUGCGUAUAGUUGCAACACAGGAUAUAAACUUUUAUUAACAGUUGGAGACAGAGUGAGAAUUUGUGUAGGCUCAAAUGCAGGUCCUGGAGAAUGGAUUGGAGCAGCUCCGACUUGUGAAGUUAUCACAUGCUCUGGUCUGGCUCCUCCUACUAAUGGCGUAAUCAGUUUCACCAACCCCAUCGCCCCACAUGUUUUCGGCACAGUUGCCAACUACACUUGCAAUGUCGGAUAUGGAUUAGUCGGGAAUGUGGAGAGGAGUUGUGGCGGACUCAUUGGAGAGUGGGACGGAAGCAAUCCUACAUGUGUUGCCAUCACCUGCACAUCUCUGAGCCCCAUCAGCAAUGGGAUGAUCAGCUAUAGUCGUGGCAUCACUAACCCUUUUGACUUUGGUACUAUUGCUACUUUUGUGUGUGACGAUGGAUUCUUCCUGGAUGGAUCAAUGACCAGUACUUGUGGUGGAACUGCAUCUGUUGGCUUAUGGGAUGAGUCUAGUCCAAUCUGCUCAGCUAUUUUGUGUCCAAGUUUGUUGAACCUUAUCAAUGGAUUCAUCGAAUUUUCUGAGAGUACAGCAGAUUUGUUUAAUUACCAAACUGCUGCCACUUAUGUGUGUGACACUGGUUUUGGAUUGUCUGGUGGAGACAGAGUGAGGACAUGUAUUGGCUCGCUCGGUGGGCCUGGAGAAUGGAGUGGAACUGCCCCAAUUUGUGAAGGUGUUGUUUGUACUGCACUAUCUGUUCCGGAUAAUUUUGGACGAGUUUCUUACUCUCCGGACACGAGUAAACCAUAUGAUGUUGGGACUGUGGCCACUUACUCUUGCAAUACCAACUUUGGGUAUGGGCUCACUGGAUCAAGUACUAGAACUUGUGUGGAUGGAGAUGGGUUAACAAAUGUUGGAAUGUGGAAUGAAGACGCUCCAACUUGUGACUAUAUUUUAUGCCCUAAUCUCCUUGGACUUGCAAAUGGAGCAAUCACAUUCCAGUAUCCUGCUUUGGCCACCACCCCCAUUUUUGGAACACAAAUCUUUCACUCUUGUAAUGAUGGUUAUUACCUUCAAGGAUCUGCUAUCAGAAACUGCAUCGGUGACGGGGCAACUAGUGUUGGGGUCUGGGAUAGAAACGAGCCAAGUUGUAUAGAGGUUAUUUGUCCCAGUUUGGCAAUCCCAACCGAUGGAUUCAUUACCUACACUCCUGACACCACUUCUCCAUUUAGCUCUCAAACUGCUGCCACCUACGGCUGUGAUACUGGUUAUGGAUUGUCCGGUGGAGACAGAAUGAGAACUUGUUUCGGCUCUAGCUCAGGUCCUGGAGAAUGGAAUGGAACAGCUCCAAUUUGUGAAGCAACUACAUGUGCUGACCUUGUGGACAUUGACAAUGGCUAUGUGGCCUACGCUUCUGGAGCAGCCACUUCGCGACCAUUUGGAGAUGUGGCGUCUUACAUUUGUGAUACUGGCUACUCACCUAGUCACACCAUAUCAAGGGUGUGUGGUGGUGAUGGACUGAGUCCUGCUGGGGUGUGGAGCGGAACUGUGGCCACGUGCACUAUUAUUCAGUGCCCUGUGCUGGACUCCAUUAGCAACGGAGAUGUCACUAUCACCCCAGCAGCUGGUUCUUCCAGCUCAUUGGACUAUGGAGCAGUUGCAAGGCACUCCUGUAUGAAUGGGUAUUAUUUGGAUGGUAAUGUAAUUAGAACAUGUACUGGAGAUGGAACUACAAUGCUUGGAUUAUGGGACGGAUCGGAACCUAGAUGUCGAGCAAUCGAGUGUCCUGUCCUGGCUUCCCCAGCCAAUGGUUUCAUAUCAUUUGAUCUCGAUAUAACCGCUCCAUAUAGUUUCCUUACUACGGUCACUUAUGGCUGCAAUACUGGCUUUGGGCUUACUGGUGGGGACAGAACCAGACAGUGUAGUAGCUCCUCUGCAGGUCCUGGAGUGUGGAUUGGAACCGCUCCUAUCUGUCAAGCUAUCAAUUGUGUCUCACUACCAUCACUAAGAAAUGGGAUGAUUGUUUACAGUCCUGACCUUAGUGAACCAUUUAGUUACGGAACAUUGGCCACAUUCUCUUGUAAUGAUGGCUUCCAGCUGGAUGGCAGCAAUCUCAGAACUUGUGCAGGAGAUGAUUCUGUGACUAUAGGAUCAUGGGGUGACCCUUCUCCUGCUUGUGUUCCCGUCUUCUGCUCACUGCUGCCUGAUCUUGCUAAUGGAGCCAUCACCUAUGGAUCAGACACUACUGCUCCGUUUGAUUACCUCACCACGGCUACUUACAGCUGUGACUCAGGGUAUGGACUAGGUGUGGCUCCGAUGGGUUUCAUGAGGACAUGUGGCACAAUAGGAGAAUGGACUGGGUCUGAUGUGACCUGCGACUUUGUCAUGUGUUCUGAUCUCCCUGCUCUUGACAAUGGACGUAUUGUCUACUCGACUGGCGUCACCUCACCAUAUGACUUCAGCACUGUGGCCACCUAUGUCUGUGACACUGGGUUUGGGCUAACUGGAGCUAGCACUAGAACUUGUGAGGAUGGAAAUGGACUGACAAAUGCUGGAGUCUGGAAUGGAGUUGCUCCAUUUUGUGAAUAUAUCACCUGUUCUGCUUUGGCCUUGGUUAACAAUGGAGUGAUAACAUACGACCAAGCUGGUUCUGUUGCGUUCUCAUUUGGAACAUCUGCCACCCACACUUGCUCUGAAGGUGUCUUCUUGGAAGGAAAUGCAGUGAGAAUAUGUUCUGGUGAUGGACUAAGUGUGACUGGAUUGUGGGAUGGCAUCGCUCCUAUUUGCUUAGACCACAGGUGUUUUGCUGUUCUUCCCAACCCAAUGAAUGGAUUCAUAACAUUUACUGAGGAUACCACUUCCCUUGGGUUCAUGGCCACAGCCACCUAUGGUUGUGACAUGGGGUUCGGACUAUUAGGUGGAGACAGAGUGAGAACUUGUGGCAGUUCGAGCUCUAGUCCUGGAGAAUGGAGUGGAACUUCCCCAGUUUGUGAAGCUGUUGUGUGUUCUGAUAUCCCUGCUCCUGACAAUGGACGUAUUACCUACUCCACUGACACCACCUCACCUUACGACUUUGGUACUGUGGCUACGUAUGUGUGUAACACUAGGUUUGGACUAGUUGGAGUUGGUAGCAGGUCGUGUGGUGGUGAUGAUACCAGUCUUGUUGGAAGUUGGAGUGAGACUGGUUCAACCUGCGAAGCCAUCACUUGUCCAUCUUUGAGCCCCCCGGGGAGUGCUCAGAUGAUCAGGUACAGUCCUGACACAACUGCUCCAUUUUCUCAUGGAACCACUGCGUCAUUCUUCUGCGCUGAUGGAUCCUAUUUGGAUGGAGUACAAACUAGAUUAUGCAGUGGAGAUGGGACUAGUACUAGUGGAUUGUGGAGUGGAAUGAUGCCAACUUGCCGAGAUAUUACUUGUUCGAGCUUACUUGUUCUAGCCAAUGGAAUCAUCACUUACACAACUGACACCACUGCUCCGUUUGAUGAUCAAACAACUGCUACCUACAGUUGUAACUUUGGGUUUAGACUGUCUACAGUUGGUAACAAUGUUAGAACUUGUGUUGGAACAAAUGCUGGUCCUGGAGAAUGGACUGGAGCUGCUCCGUUUUGUGAACCUCUCACAUGUUCUUCAUUAACGACACCCGACAAUGGAGUGAUCAUGUACAGUACAAUCAGUGCAACAACGUUUGAGUUGAGCACCACUGCCUCUUACUCCUGCAACACUGGGUAUGGACUUAGUGGGUCACAAGUCACCAGAACUUGUGAAGCUGAUGCUAUCAGUCUAUCUGCUUCGUGGAGUGGAGAAGCACUAUCCUGCUCAGCCAUUACCUGUUCGACACUAAAUUCAAUUAGUAAUGGAGGAAUCGUGUACGUCAGUGACACCACUGAUCCAUUUGACUUCAACACUGAUGCCAUUUAUUCCUGUGAAAUCGGCUACUACCUUGUGGGCAAUGGUGUGAGGAUGUGUGGUGGAGAUGGUUUCGGUCUUCAAGGAGCAUGGAGUGGAAGUGCUCCAUCUUGUGAACCUAUCACUUGUACCAGCUUGAUUGCUCCGGACAAUGGAUUCAUCACGUAUGCACCUGACACCAGUGAACCAUUUGAGUUUCGAACCACAGCCAGGUAUGGUUGUAACAAUGGCUUUGGACUGUCUCGUGGAGAUACUGUGAUAACUUGUGGAGCUGCCAAUCAGGGAGGGGAGCAGUGGAGUGGAACUACUCCAACUUGUGAACCUGUCAUGUGUUGUGAUCUCCCUACUCCUGACAAUGGACGUAUUGUCUACUCCACUGACGUCACCUCACCUUACGACUUUAGCACUGUGGCCACCUAUGUAUGUGACACUGGGUUUGGACUGAGAGGAGGUGACAACACAAGGUCUUGUGGGGGUGGUGGACCUACCACAAGUGGGUCAUGGACUGGGAGAGCUCCCACUUGUGAAGUGAUUUCCUGUACCAGCUUGAACCCUAUAAGCAAUGGGAUGAUAGCUUACAGCCCUGACUACCUUGAUUUUGGUACAACAGCCACUUACACAUGUCUUGAGGGCUAUUUCCUCGAGGGAACCUCGACUAGGACUUGCAUCGGAGAUGGCUCUGGCAUUAGCGGCAAUUGGAAUGGUGUGGCUCCUGUCUGCUCAGAAAUUGUUUGCACCAACCUACCCUCACUGACUAAUGGAGUCGUAACUUUUGCCACUGACAUCACUUCUCCAUUCGAGUAUCAAACCACUGCUACCUAUAGCUGUGAUACUGGUUAUGGACUAUUCGGUGGAGACAGAAUGAGAACUUGUGUCGGCUCCAGUUCAGGUCCUGGAGAAUGGAGUGGAACAGUUCCAACUUGUGAAGCCAUCACUUGUAUGGAUCUUUCUGCUCCUACUAAUGGGCGCAUUGACUACUCUCCUGAAAUCACUUCACCCUAUGGAUUUGGAACGACUGCCAUGUAUGUCUGUGACAGUGGAUUUGGAGUGAGUGUUCUGGAACCAAAAAUUUGCAGUGGUGAUGAUUCUAGUGCCAUUGGAGUUUGGAGUGGAACCACACCAACUUGCACUGUAAUAAUUUGUGAAUUCCUGAGGCCUAUCAACAAUGGGUCGCUAUCCUACAGUACACCUGCUCCCUACGAGUUUAACACAAUGGUAAUUUACUCAUGCGAUGAGGGAUUCUUUCUGGAGGGAGAUAUGACAAGAAUGUGCAUGGGAGAUGGGCGGAGUGUGACUGGAUCAUGGAGUGAAGGAACACCAGUAUGCUCUGGAGAUAGCUGUCCAAUGCUACAAUCACCCACCAAUGGAUUCAUUACAUUCACUGAGAGCUCAGCCAGUGCCUCUACACAAUUCAAGACUACUGCCACAUACGGUUGUGAGCCCGGGUUUGGAGUGGCUAGUGGUGACGUUUCUAGGACCUGCCAAGAUCGAGAGUCGGCUACACCUGGAAUUAGAGAAUGGAGCGGUACAGAUGUAACAUGUGAAGCGAUUGUAUGCUCCGAUCUUCUUGCUCCUGACAAUGGACGUGUUUCCUACUCUACCGGCACAACUGUACCAUAUGACUUUGGGACCGCAGCUACUUACACAUGCAACUCUGGGUUUGGGCUAGUCGGAGGAACAGCUCGAUCCUGCAAUGGUAACAGUUCAACAGUUGACGGUGCCUGGACAGGAACUGUACCAACUUGUGAAGCUAUUCUGUGUACAUCACUCGCACCAGACAUAAAUGGAGUCAUCAUAUUCGCUCCUGAUAACACCGAACCAUUCGACUUUCAAACUACUGCCACCUACGGCUGCAAUGAAGGUUUCUUCUUAUUGGGAAAUGCCAAUUAUGACACACGAUGGUGUGAUGGAGAUGGUUUAAGUACUAGCGGAGUGUGGAACAGUACAGCACCCUCUUGCUCAGGCGUGGAAUGCAGAAGCUUGACUGUACCAACUAAUGGAGUCAUCACCUACACUGCUGAUACCACUUCUCCGUUCGACUACCAAACCACUGCUUCCUACUCUUGUGACGCUGGCUUUGGACUAUCUGGUGGAGAUAGAGUGAGAACUUGUGUCAGGUCUAGUUUGGGUCCUGGAGAAUGGAGUGGAAUUGCUCCAACUUGUGAAGCCCUUAUGUGUUCUUAUCUCCCUGCUCCUGACAACGGAGGUAUUGUCUACUCUACUGGCAUAACGACAUUAUAUGACUUUGGGACCACUGCUACUUAUAUGUGCGAUACUGGAUUCGGUAUUAGCGGAGAUAACGUGCUGAGGACUUGCAGAGGUAGUGGUUUGUCUCCCAAUGGUACAUGGACUGGGACAGCUCCACGCUGUGAUGCUGUGACCUGCCCUCCACUGAACUCCAUCAGAUAUGGCAGCAUUGCGUACAGCCCAGACUCUGCUCAGCGCUUCACCUUUGACACUGUUGCUGCUCAUUCAUGUAAUGAGGGCUACUAUCUGGUUGGGAGAAGUAUAAGAACUUGUGUGGGAGAUGGUUCUACUAUUCUUGGGCAAUGGAGUGGCGUGCCCCCGAUGUGCACAGAAAUUGUCUGCUCUGAGCUGCCAAGACCUUCAAGUGGAAUUAUUUUGUAUGCUACCGACACUACUGAGUCGUUCGACUACCGAACUGCAGCGACUUAUGUUUGUAACAGUGGCUAUGGAUUAUCUGGUGGAGAUAGAGUGAGAAUGUGUGUUGGGUCUAGUCAAGGUCCUGGUGAAUGGAGAGGAACUGCUCCAUCUUGUCAUGCUAUCAUGUGCUCUGCGCUAACGGUUCCAAGCAAUGGAGCAAUUCACUUCACCACUGACAUGGUUGCUCCAUACGAGUUUGAGACUGAGGCCACUUACUCUUGUGAUUUGGGGUACGAUGUGGUGCAGGGAAAUGAGACCAGAACAUGUGAUGGUGACGGCUCCACUGCUGUGGGAAGGUGGAGUGGACAGACACCAUCAUGCGAAACUGUGAUGUGUGCUAGCCUACCUCCUCCUACUAAUGGACAGAUAUUGUACUUCAAUGACUCCACCGCACCCUAUGACCACGGCACUGUGGCCAACUACAUCUGCAACACUGGGUUUGGUAUUGCAGGCGGUGAUGUGAAUAGAGUGUGUAGUGAUGACGACAAGAAUACCAUAGGAGAGUGGACCAGAACUACACCCACCUGUGAAUCUAUCACAUGCGAUGAUCUCCCUGCCCCUGACAACGGACAAAUAUCCUUCUCCAUCUAUAGUACAUCACGACAUGACUUUGGCACUGUGGCCACUUAUAGUUGUGAGCCUGGGUUUGGGCUCAGUGGAGGAGAUAUGAGCAGAACAUGUGGUGGAGUGGGGUCAGUCACACAGGGAACAUGGAACGGAGCAGCAAUUACCUGUGAACCUAUUAUUUGUUCAUCACUGCCAAUAAUCAACAAUGGAGUAAUCAGAUACAGUCCUGAUACUACUGGUGCAUUUAACUAUGCUACAGUUGCUACUUAUAUCUGCAAUGAAGGAUUCUUCCUAGACGGAGUGGAGAACAGGACUUGUUAUGGAGAUGUCUCCAGUACAGCUGGUAGAUGGACUGACACUGCCCCUGUUUGCUCAGGUAUUUUGUGUCCCACCCUACAAAGUCCCGAUAAUGGAUUCAUCACGUUUACUGAGGGGUCCACUAGCUUAGUCCAGCUCAUAACUAAUGCCACCUAUGGAUGUAAUGCUGGCUUUGGACUGUCUGGUGGAGACAGGGUGAGGACUUGUGUUGGCUCCAAUUCAGGUCCUGGGUUGUGGAGUGGAACUGAUCUAACUUGUGAAGCUCUUAUGUGCUCGAAUCUCAAUGUUCCUGACAAUGAGGUAAUCAUUUACUCUACUGACACCACCUCACCAUACGACUUCGGUACUGUGGCUACGUAUGUUUGUGAUACUGGAUUUGGACUGAUUGGGGAAGAGGCUACUCAAACAUGUGAUGGUGAUGACUCCAGUCCCAAUGGAGUGUGGAGUGGGCGAUCUCCAAUGUGUGAUGUUGUGACUUGCCCCAUUCUGGAUGAGAUGGAUGAUGGAGUCAUCGUCUACAGUAGUGUUGCCACAUCCACUCUAAUGUUUGGCACAAUUGCCACCCAUUCCUGCAAUAAUGGGUUCUAUCUCUAUGGGAACGAUACUCGUAUGUGUAGUGAGAACGGAACCAGUAUAUUUGGCGUAUGGGACACAGCUGCUCCUAUAUGUAUAGAAAUUGUAUGUCUUGAUUUGACUGUACCAACCAAUGGAAUCAUCACCUACACCACUGACACUAUGGCUCCAUUUGAUUACCAAACAACUGCCACCUACACCUGUGAUGUUGGUUUUGGACUGUUGGGGGGUGAUCUACUCAGAAUUUGUGUUGGUUCUAGCUCAGGUCCUGGAGAAUGGAGCGGAACUGCUCCAACUUGUGAAGCUCUUACAUGUCGUGGUAUCUCUACUCCCGACAAUGGAAGAAUUGUGUACUCAACUGCCGUGAGCCUAUUCUAUGAUUAUAAAACUUCUGCUACCUACUUCUGUGAUGUCGGAUUUGGCAUUAGUGAAGGGUCUAUAAUCAGAACUUGUGGUGGUGAUGGUUCAACUCCCAAUGGAAUAUGGACCGGGGCUGACGCAAUGUGUGGAGAAAUCUUCUGUCUAAUGCUGCCUCCGCUCGUGAGUGGACAGAUUGAAUACAGUCCAGACAUGAAUGAGCCGCUUGAGUUCAACUCUAGAGCUUCUCAUGUUUGUGAAGAAGGCUACUUUCUGGAGGGUAACCAAGUUAGAAGCUGCUUUGGGGAUGGAUUGAGCACCGUUGGGAACUGGGACGGCGAGACACCGAUAUGCAUAGCUAUCACAUGCCCCAUAAUCACGGCCCUGACCAAUGGAGCAACAGUCUACGAUCCAAACACCAUAGAGCCAUUUGCAUAUGGCACCACAGCCAUCCACAGCUGUCAAAGAGGUUUCUUCCUGAGAGGUAACAUGACUAGGAUCUGCAGUGAUGGUGGCUCAUCACCAGCUGGAGUGUGGGAUGGAACUCAAGCCUCUUGUGAAGUAAUUGAAUGUGAUGAAGAAUUGUCUGCUCCUUUGGACGCCUUCAUCACCUUCUCCUCAGUCUUCACACUCCCUCCAUUCAGUUAUCAGGCCAAUGCCACCUACAGCUGUGAAGUGGGAUUCAGAUUGUCUAGUGGAAACAGAGUGAGGACAUGUAUUGGCUCAACAGAAGGGCCUGGAGAAUGGAGUGGAACUGCUCCAACUUGUGAAGCAAUUCAAUGUGCUGCUCUUAGGGAAGUCACGAAAGGAGAUAUAGAGUACAGUGCUAACACAACCUCGUCCUUUGCCUAUGGCACUGUUGCUACCUACUCUUGCCGUGAGGGAUUUUCUCGAGAAGGUGUUAGGAGGAGAGUGUGUCGUGAAAGUGAAGACAGUGAGAAUGGACAGUGGGAAGGCACAGACCCUGUCUGCUCUCCUAUCUACUGCACUUCCCUAAGUCGGAUUGAGAAUGUCUUAACGCUGUACAGUCCAGACAAAACAGAGCCGUAUGACUACGGAACAGUGGCCACUCAUUACUGUAACGAUGGGUUCUACUUAAUGGGAGAAGGGACGCAGUAUUGCAGUGACAACUCGACUGGUGUGAUAGGUGACUGGAAUGGCUCUUAUCCUGUGUGUGCAGGUAUAAUCUGCUCGAGUCUGUCUGCUCCAAACAACGGUUCGGUCACUUUCAUCUCCAACGCCACUUCUUCUUCAUUCAGUUACCUCACUAACGCCAUCUACAGCUGUGCAGCUGGACUAGGACUGACAGGAGGGGAUCCAGUUAGAGUUUGUGGAGGGAAUGUCAGCACUGGGUGGGCUGGAGCUGCCCCUGCUUGUGAAGCCAUAAUGUGUCAUAAUCUGACGGCUCCUAUGUUUGGAUUCGUCAACUUCUCUACUGAUCAAACAGCUCCACAUGAACUAGGCACCAAUGCUACCUACACCUGUAUAGGGGGCUAUCGGUUGAAUGUUCCCGAUGACUUCGAUGACUCCUUUUAUAUCAGAAUUUGCGAGGGAAACUACUCUAGCUCGAUGGGCAGAUGGAGUGGAUUUGUACCAACCUGUAUAAACAUUUUCCCUGACAUUGUCUACCAUGCUCGUGACUGGUUGGUUCUAGUCUACACUGUCCUUGGGCUUGUUCUGCUCCUGUUGAUCUGUUCCAUCAUCAUCAUUGCAAGCUACACUGUGGGGAGGAAACACCAUCAGAAGAGUGUAUCAAUAACACAACCGUAUGCUGAAGAUAUUUUGUAUGACAACCCGUUAUACGCUAGUGCACCAUUGCACCAUCUUGAGCCAGAGUCCAGCAUAGAAAAACCACCACUGGAUGAUGAUGAGAAUCUUCCGUACGACAAUCCAACAUACAUGAGUACACAUUUUGAACCCAAGAAACCACCACUGGACGACAAUGAGAAUCUUCCAUACAACAACCCAACAUACAUGAGUACACCGUUACACCAUUUUGAGCCUGAGAGGCCACCACUAGAUUAUAAUGAAGAUGUUUACUCAACGCCAAAGAAAGAAACGAUAGACUGCUCGCUGCCGGAUGAUAGAGACCCACAUUAUGAAACUAUUCAGCCUGCAGCUGGUGACGAUGAAAGCCAUUAUGAAACUAUGCUAUAGUAUUAUAAUUUAUUAUGUGAGUCUAUACAGUGCAUGUGUAAUAUGUUUUGUACGCUUAUAGCAGCUUCAUCAUGACAUGUGCAUGAUGGAAAGUUCAUUAACGUAACUUAAUUUUGCCUACGUAUACAUGUAUUGAAUUUAUUAUAAGGACCUAAAA